This is a messenger RNA of Panicum hallii, 1779 nucleotides long. RefSeq lists its product as uncharacterized. Gene Ontology annotation, molecular function: sequence-specific DNA binding. Bases 6 to 1517 code for a protein of 503 amino acids. The transcript is spliced from 11 exons. Lineage: Eukaryota; Viridiplantae; Streptophyta; Magnoliopsida; Poales; Poaceae. The record is from RefSeq and is a predicted model, not a curated record. Gene Ontology annotation, biological process: arbuscular mycorrhizal association. Gene Ontology annotation, cellular component: nucleus.
GGUUCAUGGAGAUGGAGGGCAGGGGCCUGUCUGACUUGUUCAGGAACACCAGCGAGGAGAUCUUCCUCAAGGCAGUGAUGGAGAACUCUAUGGGUGUGGCGGCAGCACCAAGUAUGGAGAUGUUGGGGUUCAGGAACAUGUCGCAAAGUUUCAGAGAAGACAGCGAGGAGUUGUUCAACAGCUGGCUUAUGAAUGGAGAGAUCCCAGGAUUUGGUUCAGUGAAUAAUCGUCCUCGGCAGCCAUCUAGGUUGUCAUCAGAAGCUGCAGGCCUUCCGAAUCAACAGCAUGACAUUGCUCAACAAAAUUUUCUCACUGACAACUUGGUUCCACAGAAUUCAGCAAUUCCUUCUGUUGAAUAUCCAAAUAACAAUAACCAGCAAUUACUCAAGAAUGCUGCCGAGAAAGGAAUGCAGGCUAGUGACCUACUUCUUGCAAAGGCCUGGUUCCACAGCACUCAACCAAUGACUAGAAGCCGUUCUUCAGAACUAAGGAGGAGAUAUGCUGCAAUGCAAACUCAUGUGGCACCAAUAACUACAGGAUUCAUUGAACCAGCUAACCAAUUCAAACAAGAUUUUACAAACACAACAAACAGUACUCCGAUGAGCAACACACCUGUUCAGACUCCAAAAUUUGUAUCUCCUUCAAGUUCAUCAACAUCCCCACUGGAUAAUCCAAAUAUGGUGUCACAAGAUACUGUUACCUCAGUUGUGAGUAUGCUCAAGGACACACUCGAGCGCAAGAAGCUUGGUAGCCAUGCUAACAAAGACGCCACAGUAGGCAAUUCUUUUGGAUUCUAUGACAUUCAGCAGUUUCAACAAAACAUUCUUGGAGGAACAGAUAUCUUUCCCCUAGUAACAACAUCCCAAGUUCAGGAUUCCCCGAUGCUUCCAAAAGUCGAUAGGCCCAUGGAAACAAAUAAUGGUAACUUUGCUGCUCCUGCAAACCAGGUUUGGUUCGGCGCAGCAUCUCGAGAGCCCUCGCACAGCGGAUCGUCUACAGCUAUGACUGCUCAUUCAGCUGGAUUUGAAGUGUGUGAUGAGCUACCUCCUAUGGGGCAAGCAAUGUCUGUUUGUGAGAGCACUAGAAAAAAUGCCGCAAAUGGAACAACUGACUGCAGAUUAAAAGGCAAAGAAUACAGGGAGAGGGUCCUAAAGGAUAAUGUGAAAGAUGACAGAAAGAAAACGGCAUUAACUCGAAUGGGAUCCAUUUCAUCAGAACAAGCAGCUUAUGCAGCUGAUAAUGGAGAUCCUACGAAGAAGCGCAGAGUUGAGCGCUCACGCAAAAUGGCAGAAGCAAAGGAAAGAAGUUCCACACCAGUAAUACCAUCCGACAUGCAAGCCGUACUAAAGCGUUGCGAAAACCUAGAGAAGGAGGUCCGAUCACUAAAGCUUAACCUAUCUUUCAUGAACAGGAAAGAUUCAGAACAGACCAAACAGAUCGAGGAGCUUCAGAAGCAAAAUGAGGAGCUGACUGAGGAGAAGGAGCGGCUACUAGAAGAGAUCGAAAGAAUCGUCUGACGCCAACACAUGAUCACCCAAUCCUUUUCGACCCGUUUCUCUGUGCUAAUAGAAUUAGACUUGAAAAGUCCUAGAUACAAAUAUACACACAAUCCAGAAGGGCAGCGAGAAUUACAGUACUGCCCUGAAUGUACCAUUCUUUUCCAUGUUAUCUCAAGUUUAACAUCUACCAACAACCAAGGGGUUAUGGAUUACAUUUUGCUUCCUAUGGCAUGUACAUUAAGAUUAAACUAAGUACGGCAUUAAAUUAAAUAGCAAAAGA